UUGACGUAAUUUUCUUUCCGGAAUGAACGAAAGAGCUCUGAUUGGUUGGUGGAGCUAAUGUUUGGUGACCGGGUGGAAACUCAGUGCCGGGCACCUCACAGUUCCGCGGAGUUCCGGGCCACGCCCACAUUACCCUUUCGUUAUAGAAAAGUUUUAACACAAAAAACGUAGAGAAAAAAGUGUAAUGAACUGCCAUGUACCCAUCACCCCGCUUCAACAAUUAUCAACAUUUUGCCGUUCUUGUUUCAUUUUCCCUUUUUUUUGUUGGAGUAUUUUAAAGCAAAUCAUCAUAAAGUUUUAGCUUUAAAUACUUCAGUCUAAACUCCUAACAAAUACACCCAACGAGAUUAACCAUAAUUCCUUAAUAGCGUCUCAUUGCUAGUCCAUAAUCAAAUUUCCCCUAAAUAAUGCCUUUUUACAGUCGGUGUGUUUCAAAUGAGAUUCAAACAGGCUCACAUAUUGCAUUCGGUUGGCGAUGCCCUUAGUUUCUUAACGCCGACUUUCCCUCCCCCACCCCCUCCUUUUUUUGCCUGCUUCUCUCCAGAUUCGCCCCUAACUCUCAAGCGCGGAUUCCUGAGCCGCAGGCAGCGCUCCCGCUUCCUCGCCGGGAGCUCUGGGCGGUGCUUUUCUCUGGGCCCGCCCCCUUCCGCCUCUGAGCCAAUCCGGACAGGUCUGCGAGUGGCAUGGCUGCCCCCAGGUCCUCCGACUGUGGGCGCCCAGCUAAUGCUGUGAGGUAUUUCUGGUGGUCUCCCAGUAUCCACGCCGGACAAUAAGUUUUUUAGGUCCGCAGUCCUGGUGUCUUGUCGGGCCGCAGGGCUCGGGCUCUGAGGAGAAUGGAUCCUUCUUUGGAUAUGUGGGACUUCUCAUCUUUAAUAUCGUUAUGGAUAAACAGGUUUUACAUAUAUUUGGGCUUUGCCUUUGGCUUUAGCCUUUGGAUUUGUUUCCAGAUUGUCAUCAGAAAGCAGAACAAAAACUCACAGGAGAAAACCCUUCCGAAAGCAUCUCAGGAUUUGAUGACAAAUGGCUAUAUCUCUCUUCAAAAGAAGGAAGUCUUUGUGUCUGGAGUGAAGAUUUUCUAUGGUUCUCAGACUGGCACAGCAAAGGGAUUUGCGACAGUUCUUGCCGAAGCAGUUAGCUCCCUUGGUCUGCCUGUGGCACUUAUUAAUCUGAAGGAAUAUGACCCAGAUGACCAUCUAGUAGAAGAGGUUACCAGUAAAAAUGUCUCUGCCUUCCUGGUUGCUACCUACACUGACGGUCGGCCGACUGAGAGCGCAGAGUGGUUCUGCAGGUGGCUAGAGGAAGCAGCCAAUGACUUUCGAUUUGGCAAAACGUACCUGAAGGGUGUGAGAUACGCAGUGUUUGGCCUGGGAAAUUCUGCAUACGUGAGCCACUUCAACAAGGUGGGGAAGGACGUGGACAAGUGGCUCUGGAUGCUCGGCGCCCAUCGCGUGAUGUCCCGAGGGGAGGGUGACUGCAACGUGGUUAAAAGCAAACACGGCAGCAUUGAGGCCGACUUCACAGCGUGGAAGGCUAGGUUCAUCUCCCGGCUACAGGCGCUCUGUAAAGGAGAGAGAAAACCCUGUGGUGGCAACUGCAAGAAAGGCAAGUGCGAGUCUAAUCAGCACGGCUCAGAGGCAAUGGAGCCAGGGUCUCACGCUCAAGAGGGAUUCCAUCAGAGAGACGCUGAGCAGGAAGAGCCCUUUGGGAGCACCAGUGAGGAAGAGUCUGGUACUGAGGACCAUCAGAGUCUAAAAUCUGUCAUUGAUGUUGAAGACCUCGGCAAGAUUAUGGAUCGUAUGAAGAAAGAAAAGAGAGAAAAGGAGCGGCAGGAAGGGGAAACUAGUUUGAUCAGGAGCACAGUGAAGAAUGAAGCCAGUGAAAGAAGAGCUAUGAUAACUCCUGCUCUCCGAGAAGCCCUUACUAAACAAGGUUAUCAGUUGAUUGGGAGCCACUCUGGGGUGAAGCUUUGCAGGUGGACAAAGUCUAUGCUCCGAGGGAGAGGAGGUUGCUAUAAACAUACGUUCUAUGGCAUUGAAAGCCAUCGUUGCAUGGAAACUACCCCGAGCUUGGCGUGUGCAAAUAAAUGUGUCUUCUGUUGGCGGCACCACACCAAUCCAGUGGGUACUGAAUGGCGGUGGAAGAUGGACCAGCCUGAAAUGAUCUUAAAGGAAGCCAUUGAAAACCAUCAGAACGUGAUGAAGCAGUUUAGAGGAGUGCCAGGUGUCAGAGAGGAACGCUUUGAGGAAGGAAUGACAGUAAAGCACUGUGCAUUAUCCCUUGUGGGAGAACCCAUCAUGUACCCAGAAAUCAACAGGUUUUUGAAGCUACUCCACGAGCGAAAAAUCUCCAGUUUCCUGGUCACAAAUGCACAGUUCCCUGCGGAAAUCAGGAACCUCAAACCAGUUACCCAGCUAUACGUCAGUGUGGACGCCAGCACCAAAGAGAGCCUGAAGAAAAUUGACCGCCCGCUCUUCAAGGAUUUCUGGCAAAGAUUCCUCGACAGUUUAAAAGCCUUGGCUGCAAAGCAACAACGUACUGUCUAUAGGCUGACUCUGGUGAAAGCAUGGAACGUGGAUGAACUCCAGGCCUAUGCCAAGCUGGUGUCCCUGGGGAACCCUGACUUCAUCGAGGUGAAGGGUGUUACCUACUGUGGAGAGAGUUCGGCAAGCAGUCUUACCAUGGCCAACGUGCCCUGGCACGAAGAAGUGGUGCGCUUUGUCUGUGAGUUGGUGGAUCUGAUCCCCGACUAUGAAAUUGCUUGUGAACACGAACAUUCCAACUGCCUCCUGAUAGCUCACAAGAAGUUUAAGAUUGGCAGAGAAUGGUGGACGUGGAUUGAUUACAGCCGCUUCCAGGAGCUCAUCCAGGAAUAUGAAGACAGUGGUGGAUCCAGAACUUUCAGUGCCAAGGAUUACAUGGCCAGAACUCCUCACUGGGCGUUAUUUGGUGCCAGCGAAAGAGGCUUUGAUCCCAAGGACACAAGAUAUCAGAGAAAGAACAAAUCAAAGGAUAUAUCUGGAUGUUGAGAUUAUCUGAAUUUAGGAUACCGAAGGACACAAACUGAUUGCCCAGAAGGUUCUCAGACUCCACUGUGAUUUUUCCAAGGACAAAUUACACAAAUUAUAUUUCACAUAGAGAAGGGUGUAAGGGGACGCAAGUCACAUCCUUAGGCUCAGGAGACAGCAGCCACGCUUUGAGUGCCUGGGACUCAGCCUCACUGUCUCUUUCCAGAACUCAGUCCCUUUUCUGAGUUUACUUCUGAAAGAAAAUCAUUUUGAGGGGGAAGUACACAACCUUUAUUAGUUUUGAAUUAUAAUUAGGAAGACUGCCUAGAAUGCCAACCAUGGGAGUGUCGUGCAGAGUGAAUUUCUGUUCCUUUUCCCCUGUCGUGGGCUGUUGGCCUUUCUCAGUUGUACUACCCUGAGGUCAGUGUAUCUGCUUCCUCUAAGAUCUUCAUCCCUUUCUUACAUCUUAAGAUAACACUUCCUGAAAGUAAUUUGUCAUAAUUCUCAGUUUUUUUAUUUUUUCUCAAUUAUUUUAAAUACUACAUAGAUUUCUUUAAAUAUUCAUUUAGUACCAACUCUUUAGAAACUGAUUUGGAUCUAAAACUGUACUAGAUCUCAUUCCAUUCCCAUGCAGAUUGCCGUAGAAAGUAGUAUGUGAGCUGGAUUAGAGCAAAAUCUCUCUUCUGUAAGAGGAACUGUCAUAUGAUGUCACUGAAUAAUUAGUCUCACAAAUUAGUCUCACAAAUUAGUGAAACAAUGCGUACAAUUUGGUUUUGGUUUGAAAAGUAAGUGUUUAAGCCUCUCAUCACUACACAUAUAGCAGGUUUCCAUCUUCUUUCACUCUUGUAGCCCUAGCUACUUUCUGCAAUCUGUUCUUUAAGUUUCAAGUUCUUUCCUAGUUGAAAACAUCACUAAAUACUCAAUAGUUUUUAAGAAGUAUUAUAGUUAUUUAAAAAAUGCCUUUAUCCUAAAAUUUUAGUAAAAUAUCUUUUGUGAAGACUUGGACCACACAUUUUCUUUUGAGCGCUUAUUUUAAAGAUGCUUCUAGUCCCGUGGUUCUAAGCCCUGUCAGACCCAUCUCCUCCUUAUAUUCCUCCUCUAUUCUCUGCUGAAGUAAAGUUCAUAAUAAUAUAAUCUACUUACUCAUUUAGUUGAAAACUGGGCACUGUAUUUAUUUCUAAGUGAUAGAGUCUCUCUGUGCCAUAGGAUGAAAUCAGAUGUUCUUGAAGUCACCACAUCUUCAAGCAUGCGUUCAGUCUCCUGUUGACCCCUGAGACAGACAAGAGAUGGGAGUGGUCCAGGCCAGUGAGGCAGGAGCUCACUGAAGCUCAGAUGUGUUAAUGGUCGUUGAGUAGAGAUGGAAAAUCUCUAUUCAAACCUUAAAUGAGAGCAGAGUAUUAAAAAGCAAGAGCUCAUGCUAAGGAGCGCACAGAUGGGCUCCUGUUUGUGACAGCUAACUGGGCACACAGCUGUAGGAAGACCCCUCUGGGGCUGCCGUAAGGAGCAGGGCAGGCGGCAGUGCAUGCUGGGCUUUGGACCGUCCCUCAACCUCUUUUUCAACCGGGCACCGCUGCCUUUAUUUUUUUAUGCAUUGAGGUUCUGCUCAAGAUUUAAUUUGAACGAAGAUAUUCUGUUGCUUCAAAGAAAAAAAAACAAAAGCAAACCUCUCACCACCAGAAUGAGCCCUCCUGACUCCAUUACCUUUAGGUACAUAAAUGAGCAGUUUUUCCUCCCUCUGCCACCCAGGAAGUGUUUGCUUUAUAUUAAAAAAAAAUAACAUGGUAUAUUAAUCCCAGUUCACAGUCACAGCAGAAAAUUUUAAAUGCCUAGGGGAAAAAAAUACAGUGGAAUCUGGAUGAAAAAAAUUAAAUGUUUGCUGAGCAGUAUUAAAGUAGAAGAGAUGGGGAAGCUUGAAUAUUCUUAGAAGGUGAGCUAUUUGAAAAAUAGCAUUCUAGAUGUCCAGUGGAAGUUAUUGUUGGAGUUUGAGCAAGCGAUUCUAAAAUUCUGCCGAAAAGCUAGCCAGGUAAGAAUAGUUACAAGAUUCUAGAAAAAUAAUUAUUCAAGGAAAAUUGCUUUACAAGAUAUUAAAGAAUGUUGUCUAAAAUAAUUCAAACAACAUGAAACGAGAUCAGCUUCCAAAAUGACAGAGUGAGAACCUCAGUGAACUCACUCUCCCUCUAAAACAGUGAAAAUAUGGGCAAAACAACUAAAAUCAAAGAAUUUUAGAACUCCGACAGUUUAACCAAAGCUUUGCCGUGAGCUGAAAAUCAUCUGUUAAGAGAAACUACUGAACCUUAAUAAAAUUAACAGUUUACUUCUCAUCAGAAAGCAUGGAGGCCAAAAGGCAGUGGAAUGGUAUCUUAAAAGAGCUGGAAGAAGAGACUUUCAACCAAAAGUUCUAUGCCUAGCUUAAUCUUCCUUCAAAAUUAAAGAAGAAAUUAAGACAUUUUCAGAUAAGCAAGAAGUAAAGAAUUCAUCACCAGCAGACCUGCCUACGAGGAGGAGUCCUCAGGGCUUAAUGAAAGUACGUUAGGCUUGAAACCACGUGAAGAAAUAAACAGCACUGGUGGAAGUAACUACGUAAGUUUUAUAGAAGACAAUAUAAAUGUACUUUUGUUUGUAACUCUCCUAUCUGUUUUAUAAGAUAGCUGCGUAAAGCAAUAUUUAUAAAUCUGUAUUGAUGGACUUAGAAUGUAUAAAGAUGUAAUUUGUAUGACAGUAAUAACAUGAAAGAAGUGUGAGGGGAACAGAGGUAUAUUGGAGCAAGUCUUGACUACCCACUGUUGAAAUUAAGUGGGUAUGUUUCCAAAGCAGAUUUUUUAAAGAUGCUAAUUGUAAUCCCAAGAGCAGCCACUAAGAAUAAAUUUUAAAAGUUAUAGUAAAAAAAAUACGAUUCUGCUCACAGUUUCAAUGUGUGGAUUUUCCACCCCCCCACCAAACAGUUCUCCAACACCAGCUGGGUGUCCUGCAGUUUAGCUUAAUUCUGACACUGUCUACCUGGAGAUAGCAUCAGAUCCCACAGGUUAAGUGCUCUGCCCCCCAACUUCAGAUGCCAGUCACAAGUCCAGGUUGUCACCUGUGCUUCUGACCAACCAGCUAUAGAUUGGAGGUUCCCAUGGGUUUGAUAAAUGUGCUAGAGCGGCUGACAGAACUCAGAGAAACAUUUUACUUACUAGAUUAUUGGUUUAUUAUAGAAGGGUAUAUAUAACUCAGGAACAGCCAGAUGGAAGAGAUACACAGGGCAACGUACGUGGGAAGGAAGAUAGGGCCUCCAUGCCUUUUGCAAGCACGCCACUCUCCCAGAUCAUGUGUUCACCAAUCUGGAAGCUCUCCAAACCCAGUCCUUUUGGUUUUUUUUGUUUUUUACAUCUUUAUUGGAGUAUAAUUGCUUUACACUGGUGUGUCAGUUUCUGCUUUCUUUUGGGUUUUUAUAGAGACUUCAUUACAUAGGCACGAUUGAUUAAAUCAUUGGCCAUUGGUGAUUGACCUUAAUCUCCAGCCCCUCUCCCCUCUCCAGAGGUCCAGGGGUGGUUCUGAAAGUUCCCAACCCUCUAAUCACUUGGUUGGUGGCCCUGGCAACAAACCCCCUUCCUUAGGUUACCUAAGGGCUUUCCAAAAGUCGCCUCAUUAACAUAACAAAAGACACACAUUGUUGUUGUUGUUAUUGUUGUCAUCGCUUAGGAAAUUCCAAGGGUUUUAGGAACUCUGUGCCUGGAACUGGGAGAGAAUAAGUAUAUUUAAUAAUUUAAUAUUUAUAUUUAAAUAAUGUAUAUUAUAAAUCACAAAGAAAUGAGAAUUUAAAAGGUACACUAGAAAAUAUCUAUUUAGAAGACAGUAACAGUAACAAAACAACAAAGAUCUAAGACAUUCAAAAAACAAAUAGCAAAAAUGUCAGGAACAAAUCUUGCCUUAUUGGGUUAGUAUAUUAUGUAAGUAGAUUAAAUACCCCAAUCAAAAGAGGCAGAAUGUAUUUUUCUUUUAAAUCCAAUUAUAUGCUGUUCGCAAUAGACACACUUUACAUUCAAAGACUAAAAGGAUCGAGAAAGGUAUAUACCAUGGAAGCAGUUACCAAAAGAGAGCUAGAGUGGUUUUACUAAUAUCAAAAAAAUAGACUUUAAGACAAAAAAAAAAUUGUUAGUGGGGACAAAAGGGACAUUUUAUAAUGAUAAAUUGUAAUUAUUUUAAUUAUUUAUAAUUACACCUUACUAGAAAGAUGUAAUGAUUUUAAACAUGCAUGGACCUAACUAACAACAGAGCCCCAAAAUAUGUGAAGUGAAACCUGACAGAGUUGAAGGGAGAUGAUUCAGUAGUAAUUGGAGACUUACAUAACCCACUUACAAUAAUGGAUAGAGCAACUAGGCCAAAGCCCAAAAAGGAAAUAAGAGAUUUGAGCAACACUAUAAACCAAGUACACCUGAAGGCCUCCAUAGGACGCUCCACCAGCAACACAUUAUUCUCGAGUACCAUGGAACAUUCUCCAGUAUAGACCAUAUGUAAGAUCAUAAAACAAGUCUCAGUAAGUUUAAAAGGAUUGAAAUUAUGCAAAGUAUAGUCUCUGACCAAUGGAAUGAAAUUAGAGAUCAUUAGAAAUCAACAGCAGAAGAAAAUUUGGGAAAUUCAUAAAUAUGUAGCAAUUAACCAACAUCCUAAACAAACAAUGGGUCAAAGAGGGAAUCACAGGGAAAUUAGGAAAGACUUUUGAGAUGAAUGAAAAUGAAAAUACAACAUACCAAAACUUAUGGGAUGCUGCUUAAUAUAGUGCUUAGAGGGAAUUUUUUUUUUUUUCUUCGAUAACGCGGGCCCUCACUGUUGUGGCCUCUCCCUUUGCGGAGCACAGGCUCCGGACGCGCAGGCUCAGCGGCCAUGGCUCACAGGCCCAGCCGUUCCGCGGCAUGUGGGAUCUUCCCAGACCGGGACAUGAACCCGUGUCCCCUGCAUCGGCAGGCGGACUCUCAACCACUGCGCCACCAAGGAAGCCCUGCUUAGAGGGAAUUUAUAACUGUAAAUGCCUACAUUAAAAAGAAGAUACAUCUCAAAUUAAUAACCUUCCAUCUUAAGGAACUAGAAAAAGAACAACUAAACUCAAAGUGAGCUAAAGGAAAAAAAUAAUAAACACUAGGGGCAGAAAUAAAUAAAAGAAAGGAAAGAAAAGCAAAAGAAAAAAUUAGUGAAACCGGAAGUUGGUUCUUUAAAAAAAAUCAACAAAAUUGGCAGACCUUUAGCUAGACUCACCAAGAAAACAGGAAGAUGCAAAUAGCUAAAAUCAGCUAUGAAUGCACAACUUUCUGAAUAUACUAAAAACUAUACUAUACACUUUAAAUGAGUGGAUUUUAAGGUAUAUGAAAUAUAUCUCAAUAAAGCUUUUUUUAAAAAAGCACAGAGGCAAACCUUAAUAUUUAUGAAAAGCAGUAUAGGAUAUAAGAUAAGGAAUAUAGGAUAAAUCAAUGGAGAUUUGGAAGAAAAAUUAUGUAGUUUUGGUCUUUAUACUAAAUAGCAAAAAGAGUCAAAUGAAACAAAAAGCUCAGAAGAAACCUUGGGUGACGAAGGCCUUUCUGGACCAAUGGCUUUCCAACUUACUCAUGCAUCAGAGUCACUCGGAGGGCUUGUUAAAACAUAUUUGUGGACCCCACUCCAGAGUUUCUGAUAUAGUAGGUGUGCAAUGCAGAAGAAUUUGCUUUUCUAACAGGUUUCUGGGUUAUGCAAAUGCUGCUAAGAGACCACACUUUCAGAAUCCCUUGUAGAUAUAAAAACAAUGUAAGAGAUCUAAGGACAGGGGAAGAAGAACACUGCAGGUAGAGGACUGAGCAUGCUCAAAGGCCACGUGGGGAAGGGUUGUGGCACAUUUGAGUAGCUGUAGGAAGGCCUCAGUGGCUGGAGAAUGCUGCAGAAGAUGUAGGAGAAGACCAGGCCACGCAGGGGAACCAGGAGAACAUAACAGUGAUGACUCAGGGAGAUACAGGCCAGUCUAAGCCCUAAGAGCAAUUAUGCAAAGGAACAGCAUGAUUAGAUGUGCAUCUUAAGAAGAUCACUGUAGCUUUGGGUUAGAUAAUGGCCUGGAAAGACCAAAAGGGAAGGGGAUGAGUUGGUAGGUGUUCUUGUAGAACAGGCCAGAAGUGAUGGCCCGGGUGGUAGCAUUUGUGCAGUGCACGCCCCUGCAUGCUGACCCUGGUGGUUGGAAUGGAGGGCAGUGGGUAGAUUUGAAAGAGACCUUAGGAGGAAACACUGGUGGAUCUGGCCACAAUUUGGCUAGAUGGGGGUGGGGGAGUGUGGAGUGUGGGCAGGCAGGAGGGAUGAGUCGUCAAGGAUGACUCCUGGGUUUCUGGCUUGAGAACAGGAGAGGAGAUGGUGGUGCUCUGUAGGCUGAGACUGGAAGAGGGCCAGGCCUGUGGGAGAUCCUGAGUUCAUUUGUGGACAGGUAGGCUUGGAACUGCCCAAAAUUUCCAAGGGGAAGGUCAAGCCAGCGGUCAGGCAUACAGGUCUGGGGUGGAAGAAAUGUGUGAAUCAUCAUGGUGUAGGUUAUACUUGGAGCCUCAAGGAGGGCAGAGGUCAUCUUCGGAGAGAGUAUAAAAUGAGGAGGAGGGGCCAUGUCUCCAGGAACUCUAGCAGGUAGGGGUGGGACAGGGAAAGAAGUCCCCUGACAUCUUCAACAGGGGAGACAUUAGAGUAACCAGGCCUGUGGAGUCACAGAAACCUGGGGGAGUUGGGGGGCGGGGACAGAUCAAGAAAAGACUGGAGAACAGUUCCAGAGGCCAGUGAGAAGUGAGCCAAAGAGGAUGACAGCAAAACGUCCCUUGCAUAGGGGUCCUCAUCAAUACUUGUAGUGCAGUGCUCGCACCAGUGAAAGUUUUUAAUGACAGAAGAUGUUUAUGAUAUAACGCUAAGUUUAAAAUACAGAAUACAAAAUCGUAGUUAUCACCUUACUUAUAUAAAAAUCCUAUGUAUGAAGCAACAUAUAAAUGGAUAUGUAUUAUCUUAAUUAGCACAAUAAAAGGUAUGAGGGAAUGUGUUUUCUACCUUGUAGAGUCAGACUCUAAGCUUUUUCCUUAAAUAAGAUCCUGAAGUUGGAAUUCAGCCUAUAGUUGGAGUUAAAUAUAUUCAAAACUGCAUAUUUUGUCAGCUGAAAGAUUCGUCUUUUUUUGUUUUUCUUUGUGUGCUGGGUUGCUUUUCUCACUUUUUAUUUAAAUACAAAUUGAUGAACCCCUCCCCGGGCACCGUUGAUUUAAUCUAAGUCGGCAGUGACUAAUCUUGUUGGCUCUUAGCCUGCUUGGUGUUUUUGUCCUUUACUGAUUUCCUUUCAUUCAUUAUGAAUAAAGUACGCUACUCUCAUGA
Orcinus orca (killer whale) is the source of this 10334-nucleotide messenger RNA. RefSeq names its product S-adenosyl-L-methionine-dependent tRNA 4-demethylwyosine synthase TYW1. The transcript has 16 exons. The record is from RefSeq and is a predicted model, not a curated record. Gene Ontology annotation, biological process: wybutosine biosynthetic process. Bases 834 to 3026 code for a protein of 730 amino acids. Lineage: Eukaryota; Metazoa; Chordata; Mammalia; Artiodactyla; Delphinidae. Gene Ontology annotation, molecular function: catalytic activity; FMN binding; 4 iron, 4 sulfur cluster binding.